Macroventuria anomochaeta is the source of this 231-nucleotide messenger RNA. RefSeq lists its product as uncharacterized. Gene Ontology annotation, molecular function: proton-transporting ATP synthase activity, rotational mechanism. Gene Ontology annotation, biological process: proton motive force-driven mitochondrial ATP synthesis. The record is from RefSeq and is a predicted model, not a curated record. Bases 1 to 231 code for a protein of 76 amino acids. The transcript is spliced from 3 exons. NCBI's taxonomy places the organism in Eukaryota, Fungi, Ascomycota, Dothideomycetes, Pleosporales, Didymellaceae. Gene Ontology annotation, cellular component: mitochondrial inner membrane.
AUGGCAGCCGCAUGGAAAGUCGCCGGUCUCUCCUACAACCGUUACAUCUCGGUCGCAUCGCGCGUCGUUCGCCGAUCCCUCAAGGAAGACAAGCGCAUCGCUGCUGAGCGCAGGGGUGUGAGCGAGCUCAGGUUCGCCAAGUGGGAGAACGGCAAGCAGGGCGAUAUCAAGGAGCUGAACGACGCUGCUCUUGCGGCUCAGGCUGCGGCCAAGGCUGAGGCUUCUGCUUAA